UCUCCCACGCGCCUUUUCCGUCUUAAACUGCGAUCCUGAUUUUCAGGUUUUUUCCCCUUCUAUCUUAUCAUCGUAUCGUAAGAUUUCCAUUAGCGAAGCUCAUGAUACGAAUCUCUGCCCGUCAGUAGAGGCAUUUUUUAGAUCUCUGAUUUCUUGGGUUUCUGAAGUUUUGAUUGUGUACAACUUUACAAGGAGAGUAUUUCGGUAGGCCUUUUUUAAAAAAUAAAAAUAAAAUCCCGGAAUGAGGAAUUUCAUAUGUAGAGAUUGAAAAAGUCCACUUUCUAGGGUUUUGAGAAGGUCUCCUUUGAUAUGAAGUCUUCCUGAGCAGUUCAAGCCCAGAUCUUACUGGUGUAGAAAUUUUGGACGUCUGGCUGCUUGGCUUUCUUUGUAACGGAUUGCUUUCAUAGUUUAGAAGUUGAGAAAAAAAGAUAUCUGAAUUCUAGGGUUUUGCAAGUUCACCAUCAAUACGAAGGUUUUGGGACACAUUACGAGAAGAAUCACAGAUUCAUUUACUUCUCUUCUUUUGAGUGCAUUUUUCUUGCAUGGACAGCUUGGACAGAUGACUUGGGUUUUAAAUCAGCUAAAGAAAAGCCCUGAUUUCUAGGGUUUAUUUGUUUAUUUUUGUUAUGUACUUGUGUGUUUGAUAUUGAACGGGCUAGUACUUGAGGAUUGUUUGUUGAUGGAGAAGGAUAAAUCACCAGGCCAUGGGGGCAGUGGUCUGCCUCCUCCUUCAGGUCGUUACUCUGCUUUUCCCUCAACGACGAACUCUUUAAACAUAAAGUGUGAAUCCUCGCCCUCAUCUGGUCUCCCUAAAUUGCCAGAAUCCAGUCAUUUUAGCCACUCAAUGUCAACUGAGUCCAGCCGUUUCAGCCAUGACAUCAGCCAGAUGCCGGAUUUCCCCCCUAAGAACCGUGGUCACAGGCGGGCCCACUCCGAGAUUCUUGGCCUUCCUGAUGACAUCAGCUUUGACAGUGAUCUUGGUGUUGUGGGUUCUGCCGAUGGUCCUUCACUGUCCGAUGAUACCGAGGAAGAUCUCUUCUCAAUGUACAUUGACAUGGAGAAGUUUACCUCAUCUUGUGCUACAUCUGGUGAGUCCUCGGCAGCAGCGGCAGUUCCUCCAGGCAAUAAUAUGAUUGCGGGUCCUAGCGAGAGGCCGAGGAUUAGGCACCAACAUAGCCAAUCCAUGGAUGGAUCCACCUCAAUCAAGCCGGAGAUGCUUGUUUCGGGUACAGAAGGUCCUUCAUCGGUUGAACAGAAGAAAGCCAUGUCAGCAUCAAAGCUUGCUGAUCUUGCUCUUAUCGAUCCGAAGCGUGCAAAGAGGAUAUGGGCAAAUAGGCAGUCAGCCGCAAGGUCCAAAGAAAGGAAGAUGCGCUACAUAGCAGAGCUUGAACGGAAAGUGCAGACCCUGCAAACAGAAGCAACCACACUGUCUGCUCAAUUGACCAUGUUACAGAGAGACACAAAUGGUCUGACUACUGAAAACAAUGAGCUGAAACUACGUUUGCAAACCAUGGAGCAACAAGUUCACCUACAAGAUGCUCUAAAUGACGCACUGAGAGACGAGGUUCAGCGUUUGAAAUUGGCAACAGGCCAAGCCAUUCCAAAUGGGGGACAAAUGAUGAAUUAUGCUUCAUCAUACAGUGCGAAUCAACAGUUCUAUCCCCACAACAAUGCGAUGCAGACACUUAUGACUGCCCACCAAUUUCAGCAACUCCAAAUCCAUUCUCAGCAGCAACCACAGCAGCUACACCAACAGCAUCAGCAGCUGCAGUCGCAACAGCAAUCACAACCACAACCCAACAAAGGACCCUUGCCAUCUCCGAAUCACAGAGAAUCAGAUGUCAGCUCCUCGUCCAGGGAAUGAGAAAGAGCUCUCGUGGUUAGUAGCUGUCGAAAAAUUAUUACUUUUAACUGCAGCCUUUAUUGUUCAGUAGGGAAAAUUCACAUCUGCAUGAUGUGGACAAAUUCAUAUUUUUUAUUGGUGCCAAUUAAUUCAAUUCCAUUUUAUGAAAUUCGGCCUCAUACUGUCCUAAGAUGAAUUGCUUGUUCCAAUCAACUCUUCAAGUGGUUUAAUUGUUAUUUCUUAGAAUUCGCCAUUAUUUUGAAAGAUGAAAAGGGGUUUAUAAUGUAAGAUAAUAUUCAUGUUUAACCAUUACUUUCCUUCUAAUUUGUGUCGAAGCUCUACAGUUGUGCUUUGUUGUGGUGACUUUGUCAAGGUAAAUGAAAGUUAUUGUUUGGGUGA
Messenger RNA from Magnolia sinica, 2242 nucleotides. Its product is annotated as probable transcription factor PosF21. Gene Ontology annotation, cellular component: nucleus. The coding region runs from base 680 to 1864 and encodes 394 amino acids. Lineage: Eukaryota; Viridiplantae; Streptophyta; Magnoliopsida; Magnoliales; Magnoliaceae. Gene Ontology annotation, molecular function: DNA-binding transcription factor activity. The record is from RefSeq and is a predicted model, not a curated record. The transcript is spliced from 5 exons. Gene Ontology annotation, biological process: regulation of DNA-templated transcription.